GUCGGUUCGGUCCGCUCUGGGCGUUAGCAAGUGAUCUCCAGCCAAGGCGGCCGCCACCCCUUGCACACAGCAGAAAAUGCAAAAUGACCCUCUGGGGCAGUGAGGGGCUGUGGCCCUCGGCCCCGGCCUGCCGCACCCCCUUCCCGCAGCUGGCGGCCGGCAGCGCCGAACAGGGUCCGGGUGCAGCCCCCUCCCGCCCCUCCGCUGAGGCGCCGGCCUGAACUGGGCGCGGGAACCAGGCCGCCCUCGGCGCCCAGCCUGCCCUAGUCCCGCGCGCCGCCCCCGCUGUGCCGCGCCCACAUGGGUCUGUGCUACAGUCUGCGGCCGCUGCUUUUCGGGGGCCCAGGGGACGACCCCUGCGCGGCCUCGGAGCCGCCGGUGGAGGACGCGCAGCCCGCCCCGGCCCCGGCCCUGGCCCCAGUCCGGGCGGCCGCAAGGGACACGGCCCGGACCCUGCUCCCUCGGGGCGGCGAAGGGAGCCCGGCAUGCGCUCGGCCCAAAGCAGACAAGCCGAAGGAGAAGCGGCAGCGCACCGAGCAGCUGAGUGCCGAGGAGCGCGAGGCGGCCAAGGAGCGCGAGGCGGUCAAGGAGGCGAGGAAAGUGAGCCGGGGCAUCGACCGCAUGCUGCGCGACCAGAAGCGCGACCUGCAGCAGACGCACCGGCUCCUGCUGCUCGGGGCUGGUGAGUCUGGGAAAAGCACUAUCGUCAAACAGAUGAGGAUCCUGCACGUCAAUGGGUUUAAUCCCGAGGAAAAGAAACAGAAAAUUCUGGACAUCCGGAAAAAUGUUAAAGAUGCUAUCGUGACAAUUGUUUCAGCAAUGAGUACUAUAAUACCUCCAGUUCCGCUGGCCAACCCUGAAAACCAAUUUCGAUCAGACUACAUCAAGAGCAUAGCCCCUAUCACUGACUUUGAAUAUUCCCAGGAAUUCUUUGACCAUGUGAAAAAACUUUGGGACGAUGAAGGCGUGAAGGCAUGCUUUGAGAGAUCCAACGAAUACCAGCUGAUUGACUGUGCACAAUACUUCCUGGAAAGAAUCGACAGCGUCAGCUUGGUUGACUACACACCCACAGACCAGGACCUCCUCAGAUGCAGAGUUCUGACAUCUGGGAUUUUUGAGACACGAUUCCAAGUGGACAAAGUAAACUUCCACAUGUUUGAUGUUGGUGGCCAGAGGGAUGAGAGGAGAAAAUGGAUCCAGUGCUUUAACGAUGUCACAGCUAUCAUUUACGUCGCAGCCUGCAGUAGCUACAACAUGGUGAUUCGAGAAGAUAACAACACCAACAGGCUGAGAGAGUCCCUGGAUCUUUUUGAAAGCAUCUGGAACAACAGGUGGUUACGGACCAUUUCUAUCAUCUUGUUCUUGAACAAACAAGAUAUGCUGGCAGAAAAAGUCUUGGCAGGGAAAUCAAAAAUUGAAGACUAUUUCCCAGAAUAUGCAAAUUAUACUGUUCCUGAAGACGCAACACCAGAUGCAGGAGAAGAUCCCAAAGUUACAAGAGCCAAGUUCUUUAUCCGGGACCUGUUUUUGAGGAUCAGCACGGCCACCGGUGACGGCAAACAUUACUGCUACCCGCACUUCACCUGCGCCGUGGACACAGAGAACAUCCGCAGGGUGUUCAACGACUGCCGCGACAUCAUCCAGCGGAUGCACCUCAAGCAGUAUGAGCUCUUGUGAGGAUGCUGCCGCCACCCUGCGACGGAGCGGCGCCCCGGACUGCCUGACUGCCAGCCCCAUGCCAUGGUAGGAGGCAGAGUCUCUAGUUCCAUCUCGCUGCCGUCUGUCCCGUUCUGUGUCGACCACCAAGCCUCUGGCUACCUCUGUCCCCUCAGGUUUGGUUGUGUAGCUUCUGUUGUCAUUGAAUACGGCCUCCCGCAGCAUCCCACCCCCAAACCACCGACUCUCAUUGCCGACACUGCAGCAGAAUCUCUCCGGGUGGGAGCCCCAUUAUUCAUUCUCCCUUUAUUGAUUCAUCGAGGAGAACUUGGUAGAUGGGGAGAAAACACAGUUGGUUUUUUUUUCCACGUUAUCAACCGUGACUGCAAGAGCGUUCGUGCAGUGCCCUGAGCCACGGCCGUCUCUGAUUCUCCCUUUAUGAAGCUGCAGGCUGACGAGAGAUGGUCCCUUCCCAUUGGCCUUAGCCCAAGACUUGGAGUCGACCCCAAGCGACAGAGUGACCAGAAACCCUUUUACAGUCACAUUCAGAGUCGCUGCUGGCCUCAGGCAUUUGAAUUAGAGCUACUUUGAGCCUCUUAGGCAGAAAACCUACCACAUUCACUACUGCAAAAUGUGUCCUGUCUAAAAAUGAUUCUCUAAACUUUCCCUAUACUUAGGCAUAGUCUUCUUUCUUAGAUUCUCUUUGUUGUUGUCCCUAUUGCUGGUUUAUUACACUGUACAGACCACAAAAUGUAAUAUUCUUUUGUAUAACUACUAAAGAAAAAUCCUUGUAGAUCUUUGUGCCUUCACCAUGGCUAUCUAUACCUGUACAUGAAAUGUGUUUGUAUUGUGCUGAAGAGCUUAAUGUCAACAUUACCUGCUGCUUACUCUGAAAAAAGGAAUGAAUGGUAGCUGUAGAAUUUAGGAUAUUUUAUCAGGUUGGCACUUUAUAAAAUACUCCCUGAUUUAAAAAAUUGUAAGUUAUACACGUUAAUCAUCCACAUUCUAUCGACAAUGUACCAACAUCACAAGCUGUUGCAACCACCUGCUGUUACUUCUCUGAGCUGUAAAAACCUGAACUCAAUUCAGGGGUACAAAUUGCAAUCUAAUCUUUUCAGGGAACCAGGGAUUUUUUUCUCUCUCUCUAGACAAUAUGUUUCCUCAUUAGUCUGCUAAUGAAACACUUCUUCAAGUUCCCCAAGUGGGAACAGGUCCAUCAUUCCCUUAGUCAAAACUUUGGACACAGGCUACGUCAUACAAGUAAGCAAACAGUAAGAGAAAAACAAAAUGUGGCCAGGCGCGGUGGCUCACGCCUGUAAUCCCAGCACUUUGGGAGGCCGAGGCAGGCGGAUCACGAGGCCAGGAGAUCAAGACCAUCCUGGCUAACAUGGCGAAACCCUGUCUCUACCAAAAAUACAAAAAUUAGCCAGGCGUGGUGGCGGGCACCUGUAAUCUCAGCUACUCGAGAGGCUGAGGCAGGAGAAUCUCUUGAACCUGGGAGGUGGAGAUUGCAGUGAGCCGAGGUCGUGCCAUCGCACUCCAGCCUGGACAUCAAAGUGAGACUCAGGCCAAAAAAAAAAAAAAAAAAAACCUUGACGUGUCAAUGUUUGUGUCUGGCCUAGGAGAAUGAGGAUGACAGCUUCACUUGCCUUUUGAAGAAGAAACAUUACAAAACCUUAAUCUGAAGUAUAAAGUCAAAAGAUACGGCUCUUUCUCACACUUGCAAGACUUACAAAUACAGCCUCAAACAUUAUGACACACCAACAAUAUCUAGAAAGUAAGAACUGGUGUAGCAAUGAUGCUUCAUAUUCUAGCUGUAGCCACAGAGUUGAGGGUAGUUUUUGUAGGUCUAAAAUAAUAAUCUAUAAAGAUGUCCAAAGUUAAAUUUUCAACAAUACAAAUCUAGAGAAGUGACAGCCUACAUUACUUCAUUAUUACUCUUCUUUUAGUCUUUAGUCUUUAAUAUUUUAAAGUUUACUCUAUAAAUCAGCAUUUUGUAAUCCUUUAUAAACUCAUCCAGAUUUAAAUGCUACUUUUUCAUGAAGAAAGGAUAACUUUAUAGACAGUCAGUGCAACACACACAUUUUAUCUCAUCACCGUCUUACUGCCUCCCCAUCCACUGUCUCAUAAAGCCCUCAGCUGAACUAAGAUAAAUAAUACAAUGGAAAUUAUUUUCAGUUCCCCUUGCACUGUCAAAGUAAAACAAGAAAACUGAAAAGCUGCACCCCCAGCAAGAAAGGGAAGUAUGCUGUUGUAUGCAUCAUUACUCAACAAUUACCCUCUAACUAAACAUCCUGUUUAAGAGUUUAAUUCAAACAACAGCCAGACUGUUAAGAAAAAAAACAAAAAGAAUAACUUUUAUCUGGCUUACAAUUAUUAAAGCAUUUAUUUUCAGGUACCAAAAGCCAUAUCCCAUUCCACUUUUUAAGUUUCUUUUGAUCACUGACAGGCAUUAACAGAUGUAGCAACGUGGUCUCCUAUAGAGAAAAUUACACUUAUCUAAAAAUCUGAUUCCAUUAAUUGAUCAAGUAUAAAAAUCUACGAAAACAAUAUGUUCUGCACAUCACAUCUGUACUUUUUUUUUUUUAAAUAUAUUUUUUGAGACGGAGUCUCACUCUGUUGCCCAGGCUGGAGUGCAGUGGCAUGAUCUUGGCUCACUGCAACCUCCGCCUCCCGGGCUCAAGGGAUUCUCCUGCCUCAGCCUCAGCUGGUAUUAUAGGCACUUGCUACCAUGCUUGGCUAAUUUUUGUAUUUCUAGCGGAGACGAGGUUUCACCAUGUUGGCCAGGCUGGUCUUGAACUCCUGACCUCAAGUGAUCCACCCGCCUCAGCCUCCCAAAGUGCUGGGAUUACAGGUGUGAGCCACUGUGCCCGGCCACAUCUGUACUUUUAAGGGUACAGCUUUACAGUACAUAGGAAUUUGAGAACCACUUCACAGGAAGAGGGAAACAGCCCAAUAUUUAUUUAUGUAUACACAUAAUCCCAAGUGUGUGCUGGGGCCACCAGGCCCUUCCUGGGGGAACAAGGACUGUCGUGCAUGUGAGUGACGACAUUAAUAGCAUUUACAUACUGUACAGAUGCAACCUUUGAUGAUACAUAUAUUUGAUAAAAAUGAGAAAACAGAUUUGUUGUAGAGUACCUGUCCACUUUUAUAGCAUGAGAACAGUACAAUCAACUAUUUAUUUUGCAGUUACUCAUUUCAGUGAUUGAGAAUUUCUGUGCUGUGCAGAGAGACGGCCUGUAAUUGGUCUCAUCAUCCACUUGAUUCUAACAUGAUCUCUGCCCAAAGUUCCAUUUCUUGGGCUUUGAUAUUUAUAAUGGCGCCUGCUCUUCAUCUUGUCUUACGCUUUCCGAGCAAGUUCAAACCAGAAAGAAAAGGUGAGGCUAGAAGCCCAAAGUGAGUGAGUGUGAGGACCACAAGGAAGCCCACCACUCCACAGUAGAUGAUCAAAACCACAUCCUCACGUGGGAGGUAGCACUUGGAGAGGGUGUAGUCUGUGGGCGUGAUGCUACCCUGGAAAGGAGAAGGGAAAGUUAUGCUGAGAGCACCAGGCACACGUUGAACACCGCAGUCUUAGAAACAGCAGAGGGAAGACUGCCUUCUCAGGUCCCCCUCAGGUGAGGCAGGGAACGGGCCCUCCUCACCUGAGACCAAGGGGGCCCAGCCUUCUCCCUGCACAGCUCACCCCCGACCAGCCCAGGCUCCAGCAGGAGAGACAAGUAAGGCCCAAGUGUGCCUGAGUGGAAAAUGUCUGGGACACUGACCUGUCAAAACUGGCCCCUGGCUCACUGGGUUCCCAUCAAAUAUAGUGGGGGAUCCAUAACAGAGAUUCAGAGAGGCACCGUGGAGUUCCAGGGUCAUCGGUCAGCGAGGAACAAGGAGGGAAAGGUGUCUUCCUGCCCCUUGAUGCUCAACUAAGCAUCUGUUCCCUAGAAAUACAUGUGUCCAGGUCGUCUCCAUGGGCUUUUCUUUGCAGAUACUUUUAUGUGGAACAACAGUGGCAAAUGUUUUCAUUUACUUUGAAUUUGAAAAUGUUAGGGUUUCCUCCACCUUUUUAUGAAGUAAAAGAACCUGUCGUACCAGCAUCAUGAGCUGGAUGCAGGAGCCCAUGGCUGAAAGGAGUUAAAACGCCCAGUGGUCAUUAAGUGAAACAUCUUUUAUCAACCUGCAAAAGCUGCAGCGUUCUCUGCCAGGUCAAAUGGGCAUGUUUAGAAAAUAAGAGAAGAUGGCUGAGUAUAGCUAAUGAAUAAAUGGUUGUUUCUUUAGAAAAUUAAACACACACAGAGUGUAAGAGGAGAGGAUACGGCCCUCCCUGAAGGAUAAAGUCCACCUGGACGGUGCCCUGCCCUCGCUUCUCACAUUAACUGCCCAGGAAUGUCAUGCUGAUUGGUUCCCGGAAGGGUGUUUGGCAAGGGGCAGUGUAUGGAGCUACGUGUAGAAGGAGAGAAAUUUGUGUGUGGCUUUUGUAAAUUUUGACCGAUUGCAGCAAUUAAAUAGUUGAUUACUGUGUUGAUUUAAAUACUUAUGAAAGCUUUCAGACAAAAAUAAACUUUCACGUUACCAUGAUGAAA
Messenger RNA from Homo sapiens (human), 6227 nucleotides. It is a transcript of the gene GNAL, whose product is annotated as G protein subunit alpha L. Gene Ontology annotation, cellular component: plasma membrane; cytoplasmic side of plasma membrane. The transcript has 12 exons. The record is from RefSeq and is marked reviewed. Gene Ontology annotation, biological process: G protein-coupled receptor signaling pathway; signal transduction. The coding region runs from base 301 to 1677 and encodes 458 amino acids. NCBI's taxonomy places the organism in Eukaryota, Metazoa, Chordata, Mammalia, Primates, Hominidae. Gene Ontology annotation, molecular function: GTPase activity; G protein activity; G-protein beta/gamma-subunit complex binding.